Messenger RNA from Candoia aspera, 894 nucleotides. It is a transcript of the gene NDUFAF4, whose product is annotated as NADH:ubiquinone oxidoreductase complex assembly factor 4. The transcript is spliced from 3 exons. Bases 77 to 595 code for a protein of 172 amino acids. Gene Ontology annotation, cellular component: mitochondrion. Lineage: Eukaryota; Metazoa; Chordata; Lepidosauria; Squamata; Candoiidae. Gene Ontology annotation, biological process: mitochondrial respiratory chain complex I assembly. The record is from RefSeq and is a predicted model, not a curated record.
UCUGCGCAAACUCGACUCAGACGCCAGGCUGACACUUUCCCCGGCGAGUUCGGAAGUGGGAUCGCGAGUCGGCGCUAUGGGAGCCAGGGUGACCCGCGUGUUUAGCAAGUUUAAUGUGGAGAAUCGAGCGUACCGGGAAAUCAGCAAAAAGAAACCCAAGCUUGCCCCGCGCCACCCCGCCGCAAUCCCUGCCACGCCGGCUUGGCCUACCAGUUUCCAAGAAGAGGUAAAGCAAAAAGAUGAACAACUUCUUACUUUCUUAAAGGAAGUCUAUGUUGAUUCCAGCGAUCCAGUCUUGCAAAGAAAAAAAAAAGGAAGAAAUCACCUAUAUAAGAAGGAGGACUGCAGGCCAAUAAUAGAUGGACAUUUCAAUUACCUGGACAUUCAGACUGUUCCUAAAGGCAAAAUCUUGAUAGAGGAAGCCUUGACUCUUCUCAGCAACCAUCAACGCUCUCCAGAGACGUGGACUGCCGAGAAAAUAGCAAAGGAAUAUUCUUUAGAACUGAAGGAUGUAACUAAUCUUUUAACAUUCUUCAUCCCAUUUGUUAUGGAAUUCCUUCCUCACAAAGACAAUAAAACCCUGGACUCCAAAUAAAAAUUUCAAACAAAACUCCAGAGAUUUCAUCAGUUUUCAACCAUAACUACAUACCUAAUUCUCCCUCCCCCACCAACCAAGCAUACGCCGUCUCAGUAGUUUCUGCAUUUUCUGUGGCACCUCUAUAUCUGUAAACCGAUCUGAGCAUGGAGCUGUGAAGUGGCGCGUGGGGGCAGGUGCGCCAUCAGCAAAUCGUGUAGACGUCUUAAAUAUUCUAAAAGUGUUGUCUGCCUUGUGGAUGAUGUGUUCCAAAGCAUGUGUAGGUGGCUCAGAAUCAGACAAUAAAAGUGCAUGAUCUU